AUGGCAGAUUUUAGACGUCAGAGAUCAGCGCCAAGAGACUUUCUAGAUGUGACAGAUGUUGCCACCUUCGAGACAAACUCAUCGUAUUUUAACAAUAUGGACUAUUUCUCCAGCAAAAAAGAAGAAGCGAAUUGCAGCAGGCAGUGAAGUAAUCACUGCCGGACAAGGCAAAGGCACCUUCCAAGACUCAAGUGAUGAAGACCAGGACGACGAUCAGAUCUCUUUACACGAUGAGUCUGAAGGUAGCGAUUUUGUAGACCAGAUUUAGUUAGAAGACGAUGAUAAGGAGGAACUAUUUCUUGGUUCUCCGCCUGAAUUUUCUGUGGGAGACUGGGUUCUGGUGGCUUUCAAAAGCCAAAGUCGGGACAAAAAUGACAUUUUAUAUAUAGGCCACGUGAUUUCUCUCACUGAUACCCAGAUGAAGUUCCUGAGGAAUAAAACAAAGUGCUGUGUCUUUCCUCAGAUGGAAGACACA
This is a messenger RNA of Diabrotica balteata, 475 nucleotides long. Lineage: Eukaryota; Metazoa; Arthropoda; Insecta; Coleoptera; Chrysomelidae. The record is from the annotation of a GenBank genome assembly.